GACUUGAGAGAGAACAAAACGAGGAGGGAGCGACGGUGAUCUGAGAUCAAAGCCGAAGGGAAGAUUUUCGAGGAUGAUCGGACGGCGUGCUGGAACGAUUCGGGUCGGCAUGAGGAGGGACGACUCCAUCCUGACUCGGUUCGUCGACUCAGUGUUUUCUCUAUUCCGAUUAGCUGAGUUUGAGAUCCUGUUUGUGCUAUUCUUCGUUAUAGCCUACGUCAUCUUCAAAGAUCUGACGGCGAGGCCGGAGUACAAUCGGAUUCUUGUUGAGAAGCCCCGCGGAUAUGACAUAUGGCCGUUCUAGCUGAAAAAAAUAAAUAAAGAAUUUGUAUUGAAUGGUUAGUACAACUCGUACAUGGUUUGUGUAGAACGCAUUUGCUUGUACACGGCAAUGAACUGCUUAGCUUUCUUCAAUUGCUCAAUGUGAUUCUCCUUUCAUA
Molecule: messenger RNA, 440 nt
Organism: Brassica napus (rape)
Lineage: Eukaryota; Viridiplantae; Streptophyta; Magnoliopsida; Brassicales; Brassicaceae
Exons: 2
Coding region: 74-304 (76 amino acids)
Source: RefSeq, a predicted model, not a curated record